Messenger RNA from Aspergillus tanneri, 1128 nucleotides. RefSeq names its product tetratricopeptide repeat protein. NCBI's taxonomy places the organism in Eukaryota, Fungi, Ascomycota, Eurotiomycetes, Eurotiales, Aspergillaceae. Gene Ontology annotation, molecular function: protein binding. Bases 1 to 1128 code for a protein of 375 amino acids. The transcript has 4 exons. The record is from RefSeq and is a predicted model, not a curated record.
AUGCCGUUGCGCGACAUACUCCAGAAGAAAGACAAGCUCAGAGGUACCGAUAGCCAAUAUGCAACUGAGACUGCCUCAGCCUCAGUGAACCCAGUGCCUGACAUCACCUUUAUUCGAUCUGACACAUCCACACAUGAGGUCGUUCAACCUCCCAUUUACGAUGGGGACCAACGCUAUCCCAAUCACCUUGAUCCACCGCAAUCGGGUUCAUCGUCGCAUCGGCGCUCGUUGAAUCCUUUUCGUCGGUCCAGGUCUCCACCUGAAUCCCAAGGACCUCAGCCCCCGUCUUCUGCGCGCGGAGAACGCCGACUGUCGCAGUUACUCCAUCGUGAUCGGCGACGUUCAAACUCGACCUCCGCCAACGUUCCCGCAGAUCUUCCGCAGAUUUCAAGUGACAAGGGCAGUGAACAGGACAGGGAGGCACAAUGGGAGAAAAGAGCGACUAUGCUGGUGCAGCAGAAUCGGCAGUUUACCUCCUCACCUUUGUCUCCGCGCUCAACAUCGGGGUUCGGUCCGGAUAGUGUCGGAUCGCGAUCAAGGAGUUCGAGCCAUAGUGGGAUUUUGGACCAGGAAGGAGAUCUCAAUAUCCAAGAAGCGAUCCGGCUUCAUGAGGCAGGAGAACUAGAAAAGUCAACAGAUAUGUUCCGCCGCUUGGCAGAACCUAGUGGUGCUAACAACGCACUCAGCCAGGUGCUUUACGGGCUUGCGCUUAGACACGGCUGGGGUUGUACUCCAGACCCCGACAAGGCAGUGACAUACCUUUCGGCGGCGGCCUCGAACUCUGCGUUGAUAGAAUCCCAAGCCCUGCAGGCGGGCAUGAAAAAGGGCGGCGCAGCGAAAGGAGAGUUAGUCCUCGCGAUGUUCGAACUGGGCAACUGCUUUCGCAACGGUUGGGGGGUUCAGAAAGACCCGGUAGCAGCACGGCAAUACUUUGAGACGGCUGCGAAUCUAGGCGACACAGAUGCCAUGAACGAAACUGCGUGGUGCUACCUCGAGGGAUUUGGGGGCAAAAAGGACAAGGUAAGAGCGCGCUUGCGUCCUGUUUCACGUUGGACAAAAGGCGGUCUCGAUGAUAUCGUCUCGGGCAUCAACACUUGCCGGACAUGCUACCCUUUGUCAUUUCGCUAA